This is a messenger RNA of Aspergillus ruber CBS 135680, 1059 nucleotides long. Its product is annotated as ditrans,polycis-polyprenyl diphosphate synthase. Lineage: Eukaryota; Fungi; Ascomycota; Eurotiomycetes; Eurotiales; Aspergillaceae. The transcript is spliced from 2 exons. Gene Ontology annotation, molecular function: ditrans,polycis-polyprenyl diphosphate synthase [(2E,6E)-farnesyl diphosphate specific] activity. Gene Ontology annotation, cellular component: dehydrodolichyl diphosphate synthase complex; endoplasmic reticulum membrane. The record is from RefSeq and is a predicted model, not a curated record. Bases 1 to 1059 code for a protein of 352 amino acids.
AUGGUCUCCCACCGAGACCAAGAAGUCUUCAGAGAAGACUUCCGCAAUCGCAGACGCCUCAGCGCUACAGAACGCGAGGCUCUUUUGAAGCCAUAUCUCCCCGAUCCCUCCGACCUCCCGCAGCGCAAGAGCAGGAAGGCAUCGAUUUCGCGAAAGACACCUGUGCGGACAUUCCUCAAGUCCCAGAUCCACCAACUAACAUAUACGAUUAUACACAUCUUUUUCGGGAUUGCUAUUCGGUUCAUUCAGAGCUAUCAUGCUGUUGUGGAUCGGAUCUUUGCUAUUGUCUACUACCAUCAUCGGACGCCGGAGUUGAUUCGCAAGGAUGUAAAGGGGUUGAAGCGGUUACCGGAGCAUUUGAGUGUUAUACUCUCGCUGAGGAAGGAGGAUGAUGCGCUAGCUGUGUUGAUGGACGAAGUAGCCGAGUUGGCUGCUUGGAGUACCGCAUCUGGAAUCCCGACGUUGAGUGUGUAUGAGAAGACAGGAAUCCUCAAAUCCUGCAUCCCAACCCUCUACGAGCUUGUCACCAGCAAACUAUCCUCUUACUACGGCACUCCCUCCCAACAACCCAAACUCCAACUUUUCGCCCCCCACCACCCCGUCUACCAAACCUCAACCCCAACAGACACAGAUCCGUCCAAGUCCAACCCCGAAUCCCUAACCCUCCUCCUCCUCUCAUCCACUGAUGGCCGCGAAACCUUCGUCGACCUAACCAAGACCCUCGCCGAGAUGUCCCAAAACGGCAAGGUCUCGCCGCAAGACAUCACCCCGGAACUCGUUGACGCGGAAAUCAGUGAGAUCACCACGCAUCCUGCGCAGUCAGAUGAUGAUGGCGACGGUGCUUCUGUCUUCAUAAAGCCCGAGCCUGAUCUUCUCUUGGUGUUUGGGCCUUUCUUGAAACUGGAUGGGUAUCCACCGUGGCAUAUCAGACUUACGGAGAUGUAUUGCACGGGUGAUACAGGUAAUGGGUUGACGGGUUAUGGGGAGGCAGUUGAGUAUCAAGGUUUCGUUCAAGGGCUGUGGCAUUUUGCUGGGGCGCAGAUGAGGUUUGGACGGUGA